AUGAGUAUGAUAUGGAAACAGCAUGGCAUUUUAUUCCCAUCAUCAUCAUCAUCAUCAUCAUCAUCAUCAUCAUCAUCAUCAUCAUCAUCAUCAUCAUCAUCAUCAUCAUCAUCAUCAUCAUCAUCAUCAUCAUCAUCAUCAUCAUCAUCAUCAUCAUCAUCAUCAUCAUCAUCAUCAUCAUCAUCAUCAUCAUCAUCAUCAUCAUCAUCAUCAUCAUCAUCAUCAUCAUCAUCAUCAUCAUCAUCAUCAUCAUCAUCAUCAUCAUCAUCAUCAUCAUCAUCAUCAUCAUCAUCAUCAUCAUCAUCAUCAUCAUCAUCAUCAUCAUCAUCAUCAUCAUCAUCAUCAUCAUCAUCAUCAUCAUCAUCAUCAUCAUCAUCAUCAUCAUCAUCAUCAUCAUCAUCAUCAUCAUCAUCAUCAUCAUCAUCAUCAUCAUCAUCAUCAUCAUCAUCAUCAUCAUCAUCAUCAUCAUCAUCAUCAUCAUCAUCAUCAUCAUCAUCAUCAUCAUCAUCAUCAUCAUCAUCAUCAUCAUCAUCAUCAUCAUCAUCAUCAUCAUCAUCAUCAUCAUCAUCAUCAUCAUCAUCAUCAUCAUCAUCAUCAUCAUCAUCAUCAUCAUCAUCAUCAUCAUCAUCAUCAUCAUCAUCAUCAUCAUCAUCAUCAUCAUCAUCAUCAUCAUCAUCAUCAUCAUCAUCAUCAUCAUCAUCAUCAUCAUCAUCAUCAUCAUCAUCAUCAUCAUCAUCAUCAUCAUCAUCAUCAUCAUCAUCAUCAUCAUCAUCAUCAUCAUCAUCAUCAUCAUCAUCAUCAUCAUCAUCAUCAUCAUCAUCAUCAUCAUCAUCAUCAUCAUCAUCAUCAUCAUCAUCAUCAUCAUCAUCAUCAUCAUCAUCAUCAUCAUCAUCAUCAUCAUCAUCAUCAUCAUCAUCAUCAUCAUCAUCAUCAUCAUCAUCAUCAUCAUCAUCAUCAUCAUCAUCAUCAUCAUCAUCAUCAUCAUCAUCAUCAUCAUCAUCAUCAUCAUCAUCAUCAUCAUCAUCAUCAUCAUCAUCAUCAUCAUCAUCAUCAUCAUCAUCAUCAUCAUCAUCAUCAUCAUCAUCAUCAUCAUCAUCAUCAUCAUCAUCAUCAUCAUCAUCAUCAUCAUCAUCAUCAUCAUCAUCAUCAUCAUCAUCAUCAUCAUCAUCAUCAUCAUCAUCAUCAUCAUCAUCAUCAUCAUCAUCAUCAUCAUCAUCAUCAUCAUCAUCAUCAUCAUCAUCAUCAUCAUCAUCAUCAUCAUCAUCAUCAUCAUCAUCAUCAUCAUCAUCAUCAUCAUCAUCAUCAUCAUCAUCAUCAUCAUCAUCAUCAUCAUCAUCAUCAUCAUCAUCAUCAUCAUCAUCAUCAUCAUCAUCAUCAUCAUCAUCAUCAUCAUCAUCAUCAUCAUCAUCAUCAUCAUCAUCAUCAUCAUCAUCAUCAUCAUCAUCAUCAUCAUCAUCAUCAUCAUCAUCAUCAUCAUCAUCAUCAUCAUCAUCAUCAUCAUCAUCAUCAUCAUCAUCAUCAUCAUCAUCAUCAUCAUCAUCAUCAUCAUCAUCAUCAUCAUCAUCAUCAUCAUCAUCAUCAUCAUCAUCAUCAUCAUCAUCAUCAUCAUCAUCAUCAUCAUCAUCAUCAUCAUCAUCAUCAUCAUCAUCAUCAUCAUCAUCAUCAUCAUCAUCAUCAUCAUCAUCAUCAUCAUCAUCAUCAUCAUCAUCAUCAUCAUCAUCAUCAUCAUCAUCAUCAUCAUCAUCAUCAUCAUCAUCAUCAUCAUCAUCAUCAUCAUCAUCAUCAUCAUCAUCAUCAUCAUCAUCAUCAUCAUCAUCAUCAUCAUCAUCAUCAUCAUCAUCAUCAUCAUCAUCAUCAUCAUCAUCAUCAUCAUCAUCAUCAUCAUCAUCAUCAUCAUCAUCAUCAUCAUCAUCAUCAUCAUCAUCAUCAUCAUCAUCAUCAUCAUCAUCAUCAUCAUCAUCAUCAUCAUCAUCAUCAUCAUCAUCAUCAUCAUCAUCAUCAUCAUCAUCAUCAUCAUCAUCAUCAUCAUCAUCAUCAUCAUCAUCAUCAUCAUCAUCAUCAUCAUCAUCAUCAUCAUCAUCAUCAUCAUCAUCAUCAUCAUCAUCAUCAUCAUCAUCAUCAUCAUCAUCAUCAUCAUCAUCAUCAUCAUCAUCAUCAUCAUCAUCAUCAUCAUCAUCAUCAUCAUCAUCAUCAUCAUCAUCAUCAUCAUCAUCAUCAUCAUCAUCAUCAUCAUCAUCAUCAUCAUCAUCAUCAUCAUCAUCAUCAUCAUCAUCAUCAUCAUCAUCAUCAUCAUCAUCAUCAUCAUCAUCAUCAUCAUCAUCAUCAUCAUCAUCAUCAUCAUCAUCAUCAUCAUCAUCAUCAUCAUCAUCAUCAUCAUCAUCAUCAUCAUCAUCAUCAUCAUCAUCAUCAUCAUCAUCAUCAUCAUCAUCAUCAUCAUCAUCAUCAUCAUCAUCAUCAUCAUCAUCAUCAUCAUCAUCAUCAUCAUCAUCAUCAUCAUCAUCAUCAUCAUCAUCAUCAUCAUCAUCAUCAUCAUCAUCAUCAUCAUCAUCAUCAUCAUCAUCAUCAUCAUCAUCAUCAUCAUCAUCAUCAUCAUCAUCAUCAUCAUCAUCAUCAUCAUCAUCAUCAUCAUCAUCAUCAUCAUCAUCAUCAUCAUCAUCAUCAUCAUCAUCAUCAUCAUCAUCAUCAUCAUCAUCAUCAUCAUCAUCAUCAUCAUCAUCAUCAUCAUCAUCAUCAUCAUCAUCAUCAUCAUCAUCAUCAUCAUCAUCAUCAUCAUCAUCAUCAUCAUCAUCAUCAUCAUCAUCAUCAUCAUCAUCAUCAUCAUCAUCAUCAUCAUCAUCAUCAUCAUCAUCAUCAUCAUCAUCAUCAUCAUCAUCAUCAUCAUCAUCAUCAUCAUCAUCAUCAUCAUCAUCAUCAUCAUCAUCAUCAUCAUCAUCAUCAUCAUCAUCAUCAUCAUCAUCAUCAUCAUCAUCAUCAUCAUCAUCAUCAUCAUCAUCAUCAUCAUCAUCAUCAUCAUCAUCAUCAUCAUCAUCAUCAUCAUCAUCAUCAUCAUCAUCAUCAUCAUCAUCAUCAUCAUCAUCAUCAUCAUCAUCAUCAUCAUCAUCAUCAUCAUCAUCAUCAUCAUCAUCAUCAUCAUCAUCAUCAUCAUCAUCAUCAUCAUCAUCAUCAUCAUCAUCAUCAUCAUCAUCAUCAUCAUCAUCAUCAUCAUCAUCAUCAUCAUCAUCAUCAUCAUCAUCAUCAUCAUCAUCAUCAUCAUCAUCAUCAUCAUCAUCUUAUUCUAUUCAAACUAUAAUUCAGAUCUGGUUUGUUAGUUUUUCACUGAAAGUUCAUUUACAAUAA
This is a messenger RNA of Schistosoma curassoni, 3336 nucleotides long. The record is from the annotation of a GenBank genome assembly. NCBI's taxonomy places the organism in Eukaryota, Metazoa, Platyhelminthes, Trematoda, Strigeidida, Schistosomatidae.